AUACAAAUGUUUGCGGCACCAAGGCAAUGUACAUGUCCAAUAUUGUUUCUCUCUUUUCUUUUAAUAAAAGAGAAAAAGAAAGAUGCUUUUGCAACGACUACAAAAAGAUGCUUCUGCGAACGCUCUUAAGAUCUCGUGGUCGUGAAGGUCCAUUGAUUAUAACGAUAGUUAAAUAGUUCUUUCUUUUAUUAUGCAUAACCGCUUCACUUACGUAUUCUAUUUCCCUUUUUCAUAAUAUAUUUGUAUACAUAGUAUCUCUUUCACACUCACUAAGCCUUCAAAGUUGUAUCCUUAACAACUUUUGCUACUUUGUUCACCAGUUUCCAUAAACAAACACUUGAAUUUUACAUCUUCUUAUAUCACAUAAUUUUUUUUCAUGGUCUCUAAAUUUUAAGUGGAGCACAAUGGAAAAGGUAUAGGAAUAUAAUUAAAGACGAAGACACGUUGGCUAGAUAAAUAAAGCUGAUCAUACAAAAGCUCAUCCAACUACAAGGGAUAGUUAAUGGUUAGACUGGGUAUCAAAGUACAAUAUAGAAGUUGUGGGCGAAUUGAAGAUAUGUUGAAAGAAGUUAAAGCUAUAAGUAUAAUGCUGGUGGUCCAGUUUAUUUUCGCAGGAAUGUACAUUUUGUUUAAGCUAACGGUCGAUGAUGGUACAAAUCUCAGAAUCCUCGUGGCUUAUCGUCUCUCCUUCGCCACCAUUUCCAUGCUUCCCCUCGCCCUCAUCAUCCAGAGGGAUAAGCGGCCAGAAUUUACAUGGAGACUGCUCUUUCUAGCCUUUCUUUCGGGGAUGCUUGGAGCGGCGAUACCAAAUUUUCUCUAUUUGCCAGGACUUGCUCUUACAUCAGCUACCUUUUCGACUGCGGCCAGUAUCCUUGGUCCGUUGAUCACCUUGGUAUUGUCAGUCGCUUUUAGGAUAGAGACUCUUCGGCUGGGAACGAACGAAGGGAGGGCUAAGCUUGUGGGGACGUUGCUUGGUGCCGGUGGGGCUCUCGUAUUUGUAUUCUAUAAAGGUGUUGAGAUUCAUAUCUGGUCAACACACGUUGACUUACUUAAAAACUCGAACACUGGUCAAUCUUCUGGCCAAGCCACUGAGAACCACCACAUCUCAAUUCCAGGAGUUCUUAUGGUUUUUGGAUGUAACGUUUCCUUCUCACUUUGGUUAAUAUUGCAGGCAAAAAUAGGCGAUCAACUUGGAGGAAGUUAUUGGAACGUAAGUCUGAUGAAUGCGAUGGGAAGCUUGGUUUGCAUGAUUGUUGCUCUCUGUUCAGAACGUAACUGGAAACAAUGGCGAUUAGGAUGGAACAUCAGCCUUCUUGCUACGGUUUAUUCGGGAGUUGUGGUCUCAGGAAUGGUCAUACCUCUUAUUGCUUGGUGCAUUAAAACAAAAGGACCGUUAUAUGUUACAAUGUUUAGCCCUAUAAGGCUUGUGAUCGUAGCCCUCGCCGGAUCAUUUGCUUUAGAGGAAACGCUUCAUUUGGGAAGUAUAAUUGGUGCUAUGAUAAUGGUGGGAGGUGUAUACCUAGUUAUAUGGUGUAAAAUGAAGGAAGCCAAGAGUGCCUCUACUGCAUUGGACCUCAUUGAAACAAACAAGAAUAUCAAAGAAGUGAACCUUGGCAAUCUCUCAGCAGUAAAUAAUAGAGAUGUCCCGUGAAACAACCAUAUAGCUGCAUCAUCAAAUAAAGUCCGUAGAAAUGGAAUAUAUACGGACUACUAGAUGGAGAAUUUGGACAAUGUCUUUGAUUUUUCACCCUGACUUCAAUAUUAAAACACUAUCUAUAACUUGCUACUUAUAUCUCUUAAAAAGCUAUGUUCUAUGUUAUAUCGUGAAAAUUUCUGUCAACUAAUUCACAUUGCUCAUGAUACAAAUAGAGUCCUAAGUGUCUAG
Molecule: messenger RNA, 1885 nt
Organism: Brassica napus (rape)
Lineage: Eukaryota; Viridiplantae; Streptophyta; Magnoliopsida; Brassicales; Brassicaceae
Product: WAT1-related protein At1g25270-like
Exons: 7
Coding region: 503-1651 (382 amino acids)
Cellular component (GO): plasma membrane
Molecular function (GO): transmembrane transporter activity
Source: RefSeq, a predicted model, not a curated record